This is a messenger RNA of Rubroshorea leprosula, 1376 nucleotides long. NCBI's taxonomy places the organism in Eukaryota, Viridiplantae, Streptophyta, Magnoliopsida, Malvales, Dipterocarpaceae. The record is from the annotation of a GenBank genome assembly.
GAGCUCGUGGGUUCGUUCGUCGCGAUGAACCCAGCUCGUGGGUUCGCAACGAACCCAGGAGCGUGGAUUCGCGACGGCACUUCAAGCGCGAAAAAAUGUUAGUUGGUAAGAUUGGAUUGAUUUGGUUAAAUGAUUCUGUGAUCAAUUGAGCACCAAGACUUGGGUUAAUUAACUGUUUUUAACAGGGAUUGAGAACCCAGCUAGCUCCUGGGUUCGCGACAUACCCAGAGAUUGAGAACCCAGCUUGCGUCUGGUGAGGCUUAUAGACUAAGCCAAAAACGAUGAGAAAAAUGAUAUUUAAGCAUAAGCAAGUUCUUGUGUUACUCAUACAAAUAUUAAGCUGAUGGUGAAGUAGUGAUGAAGGGCAAAGGCAUAUGUUUUUGCUUUCCAGCGAGCCAGAAGCAGAAAGCAGCUAAGCGUGGAGAAGAAUCAGAGAGUUCUUCUCAUAAAAGGACUCAUCGAAGUGGCAAAAGAAGGGAACUUUCUGGUGCUGCUCCUGAGUCAGGUGGCACAAGUGAACAUGGAGGAUCUCACGCAACCACCAGCAGUGAUGCUGGUGGCGCCGCUUUGGGCGCUGCUGGUGGCGCUGCUUUGGCUGCUGCAGUGGUGACUGCUACUGCAAUGAGUGUUUCUCUUACGGCGGAAGGCAGCGGUGAGGGUGGUGGGGAUGGUGGCUGAUAAGUAGUGAUGCUGUUGAAGUUUGUUGGUACUUUUGGUAUUUUAUUUUUCCAGUUGCUCUGUUGAUUUUGCUUUUUCUCUUUUCUCAUUUUACUUUACUAGUAUAAAUUGAGAAUUAUGUGCAUGUGAAUCUGGAUUUGAUUUUCUUUCCGUUUUUGUUUCUUGUACAUAAGAAAGACAAUUGUACCCUUUGUUUGAUAAUUAGAGUGUGCAAUAUGUACUAAUAGAGAGGUCUCUUUUCAUCAAUUUACUCGUACCUAACAGCAAAGGAUAUUUUGAAUUUAGGAGUUGAGAACUCCUUACAUAGUUUGGAAGUUCUACCUUUUGCGUUCUUAUUUCUUUGUGACAAUUAAUUAACAAAUAACUAUUAAAUGAGAUUUAAUUCUGAAUAAGUCAAAACAACAAACAAAAAGUGAAUAUUAAUUGAACAUUUAUUAGGUAUUUAACUUGUUUGGAUAUAUAUUUUACUUAUAUCUGUGAAGAGGUAGUUAAAUACUGAGUAUGAAAAAUGCAUACUUGCCAAGUAUCAGAUAAGUAUUGGGUAUGAGGGUUAAUACUUGCAUACCUGACCUAUAUAUCUGACCCAUAUACUUAACCUGUAUAUUUGACCCAUAUACUUGACCUAUAUAUCUGACCCAUAUACCUGACAUGUAUUCUAGUUUUAUUUGCUUAAUUUGUAAUAUAAUGUUAUGAAAUUA